Molecule: messenger RNA, 1640 nt
Organism: Branchiostoma belcheri (Belcher's lancelet)
Lineage: Eukaryota; Metazoa; Chordata; Leptocardii; Amphioxiformes; Branchiostomatidae
Exons: 12
Coding region: 137-1318 (393 amino acids)
Molecular function (GO): RNA binding
Source: RefSeq, a predicted model, not a curated record
AGCGACCGGAUAAGGUACCGCGCCUCGGACUGACGACACGCUACAAACAUGCCCUUGAUGAAGUUUAUCUUCUUCGUCAUGACCUGAGCAAAGAAGGCUAUCCAAAACUUUUCCCCUGCCCUGUUCGUUUACCACCAUGGCUUCUCGCUGGAGACACUGGGAUGCCGGGUGCCAUGACAGCCUCCAGACUGUUCUACAGUUUCAGUCCUUACAACAGUCCUCAGAAACAGACGGGUCAGCAAGUGGACUGGACAGCAGUGAUGAGGAACUACAGGCGGUCCCAACACCAGGUUUGGGGAGGGGCAUCACCAGACCUCCAGCUGCAUCCAUAAGACUUCCCCCAAACCUGGCCUACCCAGAGCCAAGGAAAACAGUAGAGAACCAUGUGGCGCCCCUGCCAUUGAGCUACCCAGCAUCCUCUUCUUCAUCUCUUAACUGUCCAUUGGCCAAUCAGUUUGAGGAUGACUGGAGAAUUCAGGAAACCAAGCAGAAGUUAUGUAGGGUUGGUGUUGGGCGGGGAAGGGGGAGAGUCAGAUCAGAGGUACUCGGCAAAACUCCAGGCAAAGCAACUGACAACGGCUACGUCUUCAGUGGCUCAGCAGGUGACUUCAGGGCUUACACAAAACAGUCAUUGCUGAAACAACUGCCCAGCCACAAUGCAGACAAGAAUGACAAUGGCAAGGAAAGGGAGUCAGAAACACAGACUCAAUCUCAGAGUGCGACUGUAGGACUGCAACCGACAAGACGCCUGUGGAUUCCAGAUCCCAAGAAAAGGUGGAGAAGAGAGAAGAUCGUGGAACCUGACGAUGUUGAGCAAUGGCCACACCUGCCAUCAAAUGGUUCUAGCAGAAGUAAGAAUUCUGGUAGGAAGAGGAAAGGAAAAGCAGACGACUUGUCUCCACCAGGGGCGUCCCCCGAUGAGAGGAGCAGCCCCAAAACUGAUGAUCAGAAAACACUGGAGAAACAGCACAGCAGGAAGAAUGAACUCCAAGAUAAAGGGAAGGAGAAAGAAGUGGUGAAGACGGCACCAGAUCUAAGUCCUGCAGAAUUGGGUGCAGUUUUGGGUGCAGCAGACUGGAUACGGUUAGGCAACCUGCCUCCUGGUGUGACGUCGCAGGAGGUUUGUGGGAUACUUGAGCCGUUUGGUGCAAUAGUGGAGUGCCAUGUUCAUCGCCAUGCCGACCAUAGCUCGGCACUAGUCAGACUUGCUGAUUCUGAUGUAUGUGAAUGGUGUGUCAGCUGUCUCAAUGAAACUGAAUCACCCUUUCCAGGCUGGCAAGGUCCACUCUUCUGCAGUCAUGUGAGGAGUGGAGACUAGGAGGUGCAGUGGAAAUAAUGGGGAAAAUAUUUCACUGUUCUCUUCCCAAAUGCUAGAGGAGCUAGUCUUCCUAACAUUCCUCUCAGCCACUUAGUAAUUUCCAAGCAAAUCCAUUUUUUGUGGCCUUUCCCUAUUCCAAUGUGCCUUUCUUAAGUUGUCACUCAGUGUCAGUUCUGUCCACUGUGAUUGCAUCUCCUAAAGGUAUGAGUUUCCAGAUCACCUUUGGGCUCAUUGAAGUUACGGUAGUAGCAUUUCUGGACAGUGGGCUGAGUUUUGAUGCUUGUUGCAUUUUAAAGUCUGUGAUGUUAGUGGGGACUAGCCU